AUGAAUGUCAAAUCAACAGUAUUAGAUUUAAUUUCUUCUCAAAUUUAUAAACCAGCUGAAAUGAUUGACCCAAAUUCAACUCUUGGUGAUCAAGGAGCUACUUUUGAUUUAGUAGAGAUAAAGGGUAAAUUAGAUAAGAAAUUCGGUACAAAUAUUCCAAUGUCAACAAUGAAUGGUAAAAUCUCUGGAAUUAUCAGUGAAGUUGAAAAAUCAAAAAAAACAAUUGUUUAA
Dictyostelium discoideum AX4 is the source of this 231-nucleotide messenger RNA. RefSeq lists its product as hypothetical. NCBI's taxonomy places the organism in Eukaryota, Evosea, Eumycetozoa, Dictyosteliales, Dictyosteliaceae. Bases 1 to 231 code for a protein of 76 amino acids. The transcript has a single exon. The record is from RefSeq and is a predicted model, not a curated record.